Messenger RNA from Chanos chanos (milkfish), 1649 nucleotides. RefSeq names its product solute carrier family 16 member 6b (gene slc16a6b). The record is from RefSeq and is a predicted model, not a curated record. NCBI's taxonomy places the organism in Eukaryota, Metazoa, Chordata, Actinopteri, Gonorynchiformes, Chanidae. The transcript is spliced from 6 exons. Gene Ontology annotation, biological process: monocarboxylic acid transport; transmembrane transport. Bases 1 to 1629 code for a protein of 542 amino acids. Gene Ontology annotation, molecular function: monocarboxylic acid transmembrane transporter activity.
AUGUCCAUCAUGAAAGGGUGCACGGAGCCUAAUGUGUACACGGAGGUGCCUGACGGAGGCUGGGGCUGGGUGGUGGCCGCAGCCUUCUUCUUCGUGGAGGUUUUCACCUACGGCAUCAUCAAGAUCUUCGGCAUCUUCCUGCAGGACCUCAUGCACGACUUUGGGGAGACCAACAGUCGCGUGUCCUGGAUCAUCUCCAUCUGUGUUUUCGUCAUGACAUUCACAGCCCCGUUGUCUACUGUCAUGAGUAACCGCUUUGGCUACCGCCCUGUGGUCAUGAUCGGGGGGUUCCUCAUCAGCCUGGGUACCAUCUGCACAGCCUUCACUGGAUCCAUCAACGAGAUGUUCAUCACCACAGGAAUCGUUUCAGGCCUUGGCUACUGCCUUACCUUCCUGCCCACCGUCACCAUCCUCUCGCAGUACUUCAGCAAGCGUCGCUCCCUCGUCACCUCCGUGGCCUCCACCGGAGAGUGUUUCUCUCUGUUUGCAUUAGCGCCAGCCCUCACUGCUCUGAAGGAUUGGAUUGGCUGGCGUUACUGCAUGGUCGUGAUUGGAGUCCUGCAGGCGCUCGUCAUCGCCUGUGGGGCUCUGCUACGACCAAUCAUCAUCCAACCCAAAUCCUCAAAGGAGGAGGGCACAGAUUCACCCCUCAGACAGCCCGAAACAUCGUAUGACCAGGAGAACGAGUUCACCCGCACCUCCUUCAGCUCUGUGGACUCUGGUGUCCAGUCGCUGUCCUCCUCUAGGAUGAACCUGGCCGACAACCAGGGGACAUCCAAGGACGAGGGUGAGCAGGAGCAGGACAUCUUGCCCUCCACCCCACUCAAACAGGCCCAGCAGAAGGAGGAGCAGGAGGAGCAGCCCGUGGUGAGGCGGCCCAAGCUCUUGGACUUCUCCGUGCUCAGGGACGGCGCCUUCGUCUGCUACGCUCUGUUCGGCCUGUGCGCCACGCUCGCUUUCUUCGCUCCUCAGCUCUACGUCAUCGAGCUGAGCGUGAGCAGGGGCGUGGACCGCGACCACGCCGCCUACAUGCUGUCCACCAUGGCCGUGGCCGAGAUCCUGGGCCGGCUGUCCAUCGGCUGCCUGCUUAACCGAAAACCCAUCCGUAAAAUCUACAUCCUGCUGAUCUGCACCGUCCUCCUCUGCAUGGUGCUGGUAUUCUUCACCUGCGUGACGGAGUUCUGGGGACUGGCCGUCUGCUGCUGCCUGUGCGGCUUCCUGACGGGCAUGGUGGCCUCCGCUCACAUCCCCAUGCUGGCCGAGGAGGAUGUGGUGGGCAUCGAGAGGAUGCCGUCCGCCGUCGGCGUCUACGUCUUCAUCCAGAGCUUCGCCGGGUUGGCUGGCCCACCCCUGGGAGGAGUUCUGGUCGAUGUGACCCAGAAUUACGGCUCUGCGUUUUACUCCUGCGCGGCUGGCAUGGGGCUUGCCGCGGUGUUCUUGGGACUGGUACGUCCAGCCAGGACUGGCUUCUGCUGCCAGAAAGUGAGCAGUUCUCAGGAGAAGGACUGUGAGAAAGAGACUGAAAGCACCUCACAGAACCAUGAUAACCACCCUGUAGACUUCUUAGAGGUGGACCUGGCUUUGGAGAGUAGUCCAGCAAAGAGCCAGUGUGACCUGUCUCCAGUCUGAACACUGAUCAACCCCUAGUG